This is a messenger RNA of Kwoniella botswanensis, 1602 nucleotides long. RefSeq lists its product as uncharacterized. The record is from RefSeq and is a predicted model, not a curated record. Bases 1 to 1602 code for a protein of 533 amino acids. The transcript is spliced from 4 exons. Gene Ontology annotation, biological process: carbohydrate transport; transmembrane transport. Gene Ontology annotation, cellular component: membrane. Lineage: Eukaryota; Fungi; Basidiomycota; Tremellomycetes; Tremellales; Cryptococcaceae. Gene Ontology annotation, molecular function: carbohydrate:proton symporter activity.
AUGGGCUUCAAACAAACCGCUCUGUACCAAGACAUGACCCCCGUGCUGCUCUUCGCAGCGGUCUUCUCGUCUAUGGGAGCUUUCACGUUUGGUUACGACAAUAACUGGUGGGGAGGCGUAAUGGGUUCUAGACAUUUCAAUUUGACCUUCGGAAGUGGUUAUAAAAUCGAAAACGGUGUCCAAAUCAAAUGGAUGAAUGCGAACGAUCAGAGUUCUGGUACUGCUCUUGGUACUGCCGGUAUCAUGAUCGGUUGCAUGAUCGCUCCUUUCAUCAAUGAGCGAUUCGGCCGAAAGGCAUCUUUUAUGUCACUUGCUGUCAUUGCUAUCGUCGGAUCCAUUAUCAUGGCCUGUUCUACGAUUAAAUCGAGCUUCUGGAUGCUCGUCGCCGGGAAAAUCAUCGUCAAUGCCUCAGUCGGUAUCGCUUCUGCUGUCACCGGUGUAUAUCAAUCCGAAUGUGCUCCUCAUCGAAUUAGAGGUGCUUUGACCAACGCAUAUACCGUGUUCAACAACACGGGUACACUUCUGGCCAACAUUGUAAUGUACGGCGUUCACUCGAAGCUCAACGCUUCGGUAUGGCUGGUACCCAUCGGUCUCCAAUUCCUCUUUCCCAUCAUUAUCCUCAUUGUUACCCCAUUCCUUCCUGAAUCACCUCGAUGGCUGGUAGGUCAAGGACGAACCGGGGACGCUUUCAUCCAACUACGUCGUCUCCGAGGUAAAAAGAUGACCGAUGAGGAAUUGCAUGAUCAACUUCAAGAGGUCAAAGACUCUCUAGAGCACGAGCGAGCCAAUCAAUCCAAAUUCGGAUGGCUACAACUCUUCCGAGGUCAAGACCUUCGACGUACGCUGGUCGGUUGUGGUAUGCUCUGUUUGCAACAAGGUCAAGGUAUUUCAUUCACCAACAACUAUCUCAACAUCACCAUGCUCAACUUGGGUUUCACCAAUACAUAUCAACUCCUCGUCGCUCUUUACACUGGUAAACUGGUCAUCACAUUCCUCGGUUUCUACCUCCCCGAUAGAAUCGGUCGACGACCUAUGGCCCUCUUCGGUGCGUGUAGCAUGGGAUCUUGUAUGUUCAUCAUGGCAGCCGUGGCGACCGCCACCAACAAUAAGCCAACCGGUGCCCUCGGAAACCUAACUCUCGCCGCCAUCUUCAUCUGGGUUUUCACCUUCUCUCCCACGUGGGGUGCUCUUCCUUGGACCAUCGCUGCAGAAAUCAGUAGUCAACAACUCCGUGCAAAGUCUCUUGCCGUCGCUGCUUGGUCUGGGUACGCUGUCGGUUUGAUCAAUAACCUGGUUGUGCCAUACAUUCAACAGGCUCAAUACGGUAAUCUUCAAGGUCAAAUCACUUACAUCUUCGGUGGUUUCUCGAUCGCUGCCAUCAUCUUCUGCUAUUUCUUCCUACCUGAACUCAAAGGAAGAACCCUAGAAGAGGUCGAUAUGCUCUUUGAAGCUAAAGUUCCUGCUAGGCAGUUUGCCUCCUACGAUCUCACCUCGCUCAAAGAGGAACGCGCUGCUCAAAACCCUCAUGGCAAUUCGGAGAAGGAGGGAAGUUUGUACCACGAAGAAGUGGGCACCAGGAAGAACGAAGCUACCCUAGCGUGA